Molecule: messenger RNA, 2500 nt
Organism: Neoarius graeffei (lesser salmon catfish)
Lineage: Eukaryota; Metazoa; Chordata; Actinopteri; Siluriformes; Ariidae
Gene: ikbkg
Product: inhibitor of nuclear factor kappa B kinase regulatory subunit gamma
Exons: 14
Coding region: 275-1984 (569 amino acids)
Biological process (GO): positive regulation of canonical NF-kappaB signal transduction
Cellular component (GO): nucleus; cytoplasm; IkappaB kinase complex
Molecular function (GO): K63-linked polyubiquitin modification-dependent protein binding
Source: RefSeq, a predicted model, not a curated record
GCAAGGGACGCAGGUCGGGUAGUGACAGGGCUCUGCGGCGGCGGUGUCUGCUGUUGUGAUGAAGUGCGGAAGAAACAAGGGGAAUUCCUGAGAGCUAGCCACCUACAUGAACAGAUUGAAUUGAACUGCCUUAGCAAAGAAGAGGUAAAAACCUGGGCCGGUAAAAAAAUGACCCAUGGCCUGGUACCAAUCUAAGGAUGCGAUGGUCGGAGAUCUGUAUGUUAGGAUACCAGACAUUUUGCAGUGGCAGUGAGAAAUCUACUUGUCCUAGGUCAUGGUCCAGCCCCAGCCUUACGGGGACAGCACCUUCCAGUGGGACAUGGCAGGAGAGGAGGCAGUGGGGCCUGCCAGCCAAGGCUCACUAACAACGAGUCCUCAAGGAUCAUUAAGGAUUCCACCUGAAUUAGCUGGAAAUGAAGUGGUCAACAGACUUCUUUUGGAUAACCAUCAGUUACGAGAGGCAAUAAAGAGGAGCAAUGAUGCCUUGAAAAACAGGUGUGAGGAGAUGGAGGGAUGGCAGCGAAGAUCUAGGGAGGAGAGAGAAUUUCUGAGUGGCAAGUUUCGUGAGGCACGGGCUUUGGUUGAGCGACUAGCUCAGGAGAAUAAGAAUUUGUUGGGCAAGCUCGACCCCAAUGGCAGUUAUGUAGCACCUCAAGACACUGCUAUCGGCACAAAGAUAGCAUGUCAAAAUCGGAACCAAGAAAAUUCUUGUGCAGACAGUAACGGACUGACUGAGAAACCUAACGACUUGGUCAUGAUUGAGCAGAAGGUUGAUGCAGAACAUGACGCUGCCAGACAAACAAUGCCUCGAAGUUUGCCUAAUGAAGGUUCUAAUGAAAUCCUAAGGAUGCUGAAGAGUCAUAAAGAAAAGCUAGAGGAAGGAAUGAGAGAGCUUAGGAAGAGAAAUGAGGAACUGGAGAAGGAGAAAAUGGAGGGUGAAAAAGAGAAUGAACGCCUUCAGAUUACUGUGGACCAGCUACGCUUCCAACUGACACAGCUUACUCAGACUGGUCCUGUAGCAGAGGAGACAUUUCAGAAAACAAAUGCUUAUACCAUCUCUCCAGAAAGAUAUAGAGAGCUUCAGGAAAAACUGAAUUUACUAGAACAGAACACAAUGCAAAGGGAUAGAAAUGAGGCUCUACUCAAACAGAAAGAGAAGGAUUAUAUUCAGCUGACCAAGGACAGUGAGGCUCUGAGGGCUCAGGUCACUUCUCUACUUGGUGAGCUGCAAGAGCGCCAAACCUCCCUAGACAAGUGUGAAGAUGAGAGAAGACAUUUAGAAGAAAGGCUGUGCUCCAAGACCGAGAGCCUACAAACUCUGGAGCGUGACAUGGAGGAGCAAAAGAAACAGCAUUGCGUUACUGUGGACAAGUUCCUGUUGCAGACGCAGAACCUGGAGGCAGCACUGAAGAAAGAACGGACUGUCAUCGUGGAGGAGAGGAGGAAGCUAGCUCAACUCCAGCAUGCUUACACCUGUCUCUUUCAGGAUUAUGACACCAAACUGAAAAACGAAAAACUAGCCAUCUACAGGAAUGCGGAAACAGAGACGCUUAAUCACAGACUAGAGGAGGCUGAGAAAGCUCUGGCACUGAAACAAGCUCAUAUCGACAAACUCAAGGAAGAAGUGGAGCAGCAGAGGACCUUACAGGAGACCAUUGAAGUACUCACAGCGCAGGCGGAUAUCUUCAAGUCAGACUUCCAUGCAGAGAGACGAGCACGAGAGGAACUCAACCAAAAGAAGGAGGAGCUGCAGGAAAAACUGGACCAAACGCUCUCUGAACUCAAUCUCUACAAGCAGGAAAAGAUGCAGCAAAGACACAUGGACAGCUACAGACCACCACCUGCAAUAAUACAAGGCGCAGUGAUGCCACAGCCGAACCGCAAUGCCCCUGAGAUGCAGCCUGAAUACCAGUGCCCUAAGUGUCAGUACAAUGCUCCGGACAUGGACACCCUGCAGAUUCACGUUAUGGACUGUAUCCAGUGAGAAGAGCAGAGCCUCAGAUCAAGAAUAAUGAGCAUGAUCUAAAGAGAUGGAAUCCUGUCACAUCAACUUGAACAUAAACAAUCUAAGCACAAAAGAAAUAAAAUAAAAAUAAAUCAGUGAACGGGACGUUGUAAAUGAACAGCCCUGAUGAUUGCCUUUGCAACUGACCAAGAAAGAACAUACCUAGCAGUUGCAACGGACAUUUUAUUUCGGGGAGCUAGAACUGUCUGCUGUGUACUAUUUUGACAUAGUAUAUUAGUUAUCUGUUAGAAAAGAUGUGUACUGCCUCUCUGUGACAGUGUAGUGUAAUGUACUGCACGCGUUUUGAUGUACAGCACAAGUCUGUCAGUGACAACAGUCCUUUUAUAAAUGUACUAUUUGUCUCUCUGAAUGUAUGGAUUCUGAAUGUAUGGAUUCAUAUUUGUGUUCAUAUUGUCUAUAAUCUUACUUGAAUGUAUUAAAUACAUUGUACAGACUAUUAUGGACAGAUUUAAGGAUUAAAAACAUAAACUGAAA